GAGUAGACAAAUUUUUUCAUUUCCAAGCGAGCGCCUCUAGAAUGCUUCGAAUUGAGUUGCGAUAAAAAAGUUUUAUUAUUUUGAUUAGUCAAAGUCAAGGAAAAGACAGCAAGUAGUUGAAAGAAAGAGGUGAAAGCAAAAACAAAGUGGAAAACAAAAAUUCAAAACAUAAACAUAGAGUUUUAAUUAGAAAAUAAAUACACGAAAAAAACAAUAGAACUGUGCCGCCAAUUUGAGAAUUGUGAAUAAGAAUAUUAAUUGGACAAAAAGAUGUGCGCACAUUAGUAGUAGUGGUAAAAAAUAUCUGAAAACGCGAAAGACAUUUACAAAGGCAAGUAGGUAGCAGAAAGGCGCAAGUGAAGCGAGAAGCCAAAAAAAAAAGUAAAGAAUAAAAACACUGGUGCUCCGUUGGCCAGAAUUUAAACUGUAGGAAUAAAAAAGUGGAAAUCUGUGUGCAAUAUAAAAGUGUACAUUUGUGAAGUUUUGAAAACGAGAGCAUCUAGUGGAUUAGCCUGGAAUUACUGAAGUACAGCAGUGUUCGUCAAAAGAACAGCCAAUCGGUGCUGGUGCGCGAGACCCCCUAAAUGUUGGAUUCUUUGGGAGUUGACUUAGCCAACGCCGUCGCCAUCGCCACUGGGUUUGUAAGAGAAACCUUGCUGAACGAACGACAUGGAAAGCAUCUGUAGAUUGUGCUUUCAACCAGCAGCGUUGUUCCAAGUGCCCGGCUACAAUAUACCCACUUGUGUCAAGUGCUCCGAACAUCUAACUGCUAACGGCUUCUAUCCAUCAGUACGCGGCAGUGGUGGUGCUGGUGCUGGAGGCCCAAGUACUGUGGAUACACAAAAUCUGGCCAAUGUUGCUGCAGUUGCUGCACAACUGAGUAAUAACGUCGCCGCUGCUGCUGGGAAUAAUAACGUCGCUGCCGUCAACGCUUUGGCACAACAAUUACAACAGCAACAUCAACAACAGCAGCAACAACAACAGCAGCAACAGCAACACCAACAUCAAUUGCAAUCAACAAGUUCUUCCGAAAGUCUGCAGUCAUCAUCCGAGAUUACAGAGAAGCAAAACCGGCAAAAUCGUCGCCAGGUUUCCUUGCAGAAUCGCGCGAAAUUAAAAACGGUCACAAUGUCCGCCUUUGAAUUGGAGAAGACUAUUCAACAGUUAGAUGUGGACUUGAUUUUCAACGAGGAGGGCUCCUGUCCGCUUUGCAACAAGACAUUCUCGCGGAAAUCUUCGCUCCUCACACACAUACGUAAUCAUGCGGCUGAGCGGAAAUUCGUUUGUAAUUUUUGCAAUAAAGGCUUCACACAGGCUGCAAAUUUGCGUAAUCACGAACGCAUACACACAAACGAUCGACCCUAUGUGUGUGUGGAUUGUGGCAAACAGUUUACUCAGAUCACAAAUUUGAAUAAUCAUCGUCGAUUGCACACUGGUGAACGUCCCUUCGUCUGUAUCGAACCAGAGUGCGGGCGCUCUUUCGCACAGGUGACCAAUCUCAACAACCACAUGAAGACGCACCACAAAGUGCAGCAAUACUGUUGCAAUCAGUGCCCGAAGAAAUUCACACAAGUCACCUCGCUCAAUCAACAUCUGCAGGCGCAUGCCGGCAUAACCGGCUACUACUGUCCACGCUGUCCAGACAAGACGUUCAAGCAACAAUCGCAACUGCACACACACAUGAAAUCGCAUGGCAUGGCCUUCCCAUAUGAGUGCAGCAAAUGCGAUGAGAAAUUCUUGCAGCAGGCGCAUCUCGAUCAGCAUCUGAAGAUGCACGACGAAUUCAAAUUCAAAUGUGACAUCUGUCCGAGCUCAUUCAAUCAGGAGACGUUACUCAAGAAGCAUGUGCAACGACAUGUGGAGGGAAGGUAUCUCACCUGUCCGGUGGCCAAUUGCAAUGAGGCGUUCGCUGUGCGCCAACAUUUGUCCAAACAUUUGCUAACGAAUCACGCACAUAAUGAACUACCGCCGCCGAAACGUUCAAAGAAAUCGAUAACAUUACAAUCGCCGCAACAGCCGUUGGCAAUGAUCGGACAGCCACUCUCCAUACAGCACACAGCCGGCCAACGUAUGUGUUCGAAUACUGGAAGAAAGCGCGGCCGCCCGCGCAAGAACAAAGAACCACAAAAUCCUCCCAUCAAAGUUGAGAUUAACGAGCCACCAUUGCACAAUCAGCACGUCAUCAGCAAUGCUAGCGGCCUAUCCAUACAGCAGCAAAUUAGCCAGCAUAUGCAGCAGCAACAACAACAGCAACAGCAGCAGCAAUUGCAUCAGCAGCAGCAACAACAACACCAUUUGCUGGCCAACCAAGUGAAGGCGCGUUUCAUACCGACGAAAUAGAGGCGCCAGCGCUGCACGUCUACGCACUAAAUCGCUUCACUACUACUUUUCAUAAAUAAUUUGAAAAUUUCUAAUUAGUUUCGCAACUUCUUGGAGCAACUAUUGCUGCUUGUGUAAUAUUUAAGGCUUUAACUUAAUUUUUAGUGAUUUUUUUAUUUUUUAUUUUCAUUUAUUUGUUACUACAUUGCAUGCAGUGCCACGGACCGUGGAUCCUGGAUGUAUGCUACAUAAAACGUAAACAAAAUGGAAAAAAUUAGAGCUUAUACGUGAAGCGUAUAAGAAAUAUUACUAACUUAAGUGUAAAAAAACUGUUAAACGAAAUAUUGCGGCUUCGGGGUGGCAAAUUCAUUGGCAAAUGCUGGGUGUGUAGAAGACAAUUGUCUAAAAACGAGGCAAGCAAUUUUGCGAAAUUUCGAACUUCCAUUUGUGCAAAUGCCAAUAAUAGACUUUCCAAAUAGAAUCGCAUUUUUGGGAGAUACAUUUUUCUUUUUUUGUUUUACUUCUACUUUUGAAUUUCAGUGCAGCCAGUUAAAAUUGUUUU
Molecule: messenger RNA, 2881 nt
Organism: Anastrepha obliqua
Lineage: Eukaryota; Metazoa; Arthropoda; Insecta; Diptera; Tephritidae
Product: zinc finger protein 140
Exons: 9
Coding region: 670-2340 (556 amino acids)
Biological process (GO): regulation of transcription by RNA polymerase II
Cellular component (GO): chromosome
Molecular function (GO): DNA-binding transcription factor activity; chromatin insulator sequence binding; RNA polymerase II cis-regulatory region sequence-specific DNA binding
Source: RefSeq, a predicted model, not a curated record